AGAUGGUGUAAGAUGAUGCUCCGUUGCACGUGACAGGCACUUAGGUUUAGAGGAUAUUGUUGAAUGAGGAGGUCAAGGGCCACAGUGGCCAGGAUUGAGCAGGCCCUGGAGGCAGUCAUUGGAGAGUCUGUGGACAGCACAGUGGGGGAUGAGAACAUCCCUGGAGCUGCUGCUUCCUUCCAGUGAGGGGGUGACGGAGGGAGGGUAGUCCCCAACAUGUGAGCCCCAGGGAGAAGGGCCUGUUUCACUGAGGUUUGGAGAGUGCUGAGGACAAGCUGACACUGCCCCCACCCUGGCCCUGAGAAUGGAGACUGAUGGGGAGAGGCCCUUUCUCUGCAGGAGAUGGCGUCUACCAGAAAGGGAUGGACUUCAUUUUGGAGAAGCUCAACCAUGGGGACUGGGUGCACAUCUUCCCAGAAGGGAAAGUGAACAUGAGUUCCGAGUUCCUGCGCUUCAAGUGGGGAAUUGGGCGCCUGAUUGCCGAGUGUCACCUCAACCCCAUCAUUGUGCCGCUGUGGCACAUCGGAAUGAAUGAUGUCCUUCCUAACAGCCCGCCCUACUUCCCCCGCUUUGGACAGAAAAUCACCGUGCUGAUCGGGAAGCCCUUCAGUGCCCUGCCUGUGCUCGAGCGGCUCCGGGCUGAAAACAAGUCAGCCGUGGAGAUGCGCAAAGCCCUGACCGACUUCAUUCAGGAUGAAUUCCAGCGCCUGAAGACCCAGGCGGAGCAGCUCCACAGCCACCUCCAGCCCGGGAGAUAGGCUCUGCCUUGCUGGCUCCAGGAAGCACUGGGUCCUCCAAGGCCUGCGGAAAGGGCAGCGCUGGGACCCCAACCCCAGCCCGGUGGGCUCUCGGUGCUGUCUUUUGGACUCCUGCCCCGCAUCCUGGGGAGGGGGAAUGGACUGAUGCUUUCAGCUCAGCUGUGGUUUCAAGACAGAUGUGUUCCUAACUGUCUCGUACCCGGUGAGCAUCCCAGCGCCUCUGUGCUCUUCAGUUAGAGGAAGUGCCUCAGCAGCUCCUCCCACUUGGCCAAGAAGGGAGGAAGGAGCUUAGGCAGAGGCCUCCUUCCUCUUGCCUUCAGAUGUUCUCUCCCUGGAGCUAGUGUCGGGAGGGAGCAGAGCAGGCAGGUGAACAAAUAAUUGGGUGGGGGAGCAGGUGGCCCAGUGGAGCUGCAGAGACAGGCCCCUAACACCUCUUAGCCUGGGCAUCCCCCACCUGCCCUUGCCCAUCUGGGAGCUGCUCACUACCUCCUCAGGGAUGGCGGUUGGCAACGUCUUCUUUCUGCCCAAGUUUCCCCUGCCUCCGCAGGGCCUAGCCCCGGACAGGGUCUGGCAGGAAGAGCAGCCCCUUGCCAGAAGUCAAGGACAGUUGAAGGGAGCCUGCAGUGAGGGCCUGAGAUCUGGCCACUCGCCCCAUGCUGGGCCCACCAACUUUUCCAUCCUUUCUACCUCUUGGCAUCCCUCUCAUCCUGGGGACUGGGUUUUCAUGAUUUUUAAACAAUAAAGCAUCCAUGUUGUGUGUUGUA
Galeopterus variegatus (Sunda flying lemur) is the source of this 1522-nucleotide messenger RNA. RefSeq names its product tafazzin (gene TAFAZZIN). The transcript has 6 exons. NCBI's taxonomy places the organism in Eukaryota, Metazoa, Chordata, Mammalia, Dermoptera, Cynocephalidae. Gene Ontology annotation, molecular function: 1-acylglycerophosphocholine O-acyltransferase activity. Gene Ontology annotation, cellular component: mitochondrial membrane. Gene Ontology annotation, biological process: inner mitochondrial membrane organization; cardiolipin acyl-chain remodeling. Bases 315 to 758 code for a protein of 147 amino acids. The record is from RefSeq and is a predicted model, not a curated record.